UAUGUGCCUUGGUAUCAAGUGUGUUUGUUUUUUGUUUGUUUGGAUAUUUCUUUUAGGUUAAAAAGUUGUAUCAUCUCAGGGAAGCAGUAGCCUAUCGUGGGUUUCUUGGAGCAGCAACUCAGACCAAUAAUGAGCAGAUGAUACCAGUUAAAUCGUGUCUGGCAGACAACAUCAUCACAGUGGCAACACCGCACAAGCAACAUCAGAGAGCAGGGGACUUUUGUGUUCCCAAGUCAGUGGGAAACAUGCCCAGUAUCUCAGCUGCCAAAGUGGCUGCAGUUUCUACAUAGAUCUCUAUAGAUCUUGUAACCAUGUCUGUUAACACAACAGCGAAUGAUCCUCCUAGAUUCUUUGUGGGUGGAGAAGAUGGAGAAGAAUUAUUGGAUUCAGCCAGAUCUACAGAUUAUGAACACUUCUAUGACCAUGGGGAAGAAGAGGAGGAAGAGUAUGACUCUCCACCAGAAAGACAAAUUGCAGUUGGGAUUUGUUCAAUGGCUAAGAAGUCUAAGUCCAAACCAAUGAAAGAAAUUCUUGAACGCCUCUCCAUGUUUAAGUACAUAACUGUGGUAAUAUUUGAAGAGGAUGUUAUUUUGAAUGAGCCAGUAGAAAACUGGCCUUUAUGUGACUGUCUGAUUUCUUUUCAUUCUAAAGGAUUUCCACUGGACAAAGCAGUUGCCUAUGCAAAACUCAGGAAUCCAUUCAUAAUCAAUGACUUGAAUAUGCAGUAUCACAUACAAGACAGGAGAGAAGUAUAUGGUAUUCUUAAAGCUGAAGGCAUUUUACUUCCUCGCUAUGCAGUUCUGAACCGUGAUCCAAACAAUCCCCAAGAAUGCAACUUGAUUGAAGGAGAAGAUCACGUGGAAGUGAAUGGAGAAAUUUUCCAAAAGCCUUUUGUAGAAAAGCCAGUUAGUGCUGAGGACCACAAUGUUUACAUUUAUUACCCAACAUCUGCUGGGGGUGGAAGCCAGAGGCUCUUUCGAAAGAUCGGCAGCAGAAGCAGCGUUUAUUCCCCUGAAAGCAGUGUGAGAAAAACAGGCUCCUAUAUUUAUGAGGAAUUCAUGCCUACAGAUGGCACUGAUGUGAAGGUGUACACAGUAGGUCCAGACUACGCUCAUGCUGAGGCCCGGAAGUCUCCAGCUCUGGAUGGCAAGGUAGAACGAGAUAGUGAAGGAAAAGAAGUGAGGUAUCCAGUCAUCCUGAAUGCAAGAGAGAAGUUAAUUGCUUGGAAAGUAUGCCUUGCCUUUAAACAAACAGUUUGUGGCUUUGAUUUGCUGCGUGCAAAUGGACAGUCCUAUGUCUGUGAUGUGAAUGGCUUCAGUUUUGUGAAAAACUCCAUGAAAUACUAUGAUGAUUGUGCUAAGAUACUGGGAAAUAUCAUAAUGAGAGAACUUGCUCCCCAGUUUCAGAUACCAUGGUCAAUUCCUUUGGAAGCUGAAGACAUCCCUAUUGUGCCAACCACGUCUGGAACAAUGAUGGAGCUUAGAUGUGUUAUAGCUGUAAUACGCCAUGGGGACCGAACACCAAAACAAAAAAUGAAAAUGGAAGUAAAACAUCAGAAGUUUUUUGAUCUCUUUGAAAAAUGUGAUGGAUAUAAAUCUGGAAAACUAAAACUGAAAAAACCAAAACAGUUGCAGGAAGUGCUUGAUAUAGCAAGGCAACUCCUUGUAGAACUUGGCCAAAACAAUGAUUCUGAAAUUGAAGAAAGUAAAGCAAAACUUGAACAGCUAAAGACUGUGUUAGAAAUGUAUGGCCAUUUUUCAGGCAUAAAUCGCAAAGUUCAGUUGACAUAUCUUCCUCAUGGUUGCCCAAAGACUUCCAGUGAAGAGGAAGAUAAUAGAAGAAAUGAGCCAUCCCUGCUUCUGGUUCUAAAAUGGGGAGGAGAAUUGACCCCUGCAGGCAGGGUUCAAGCAGAGGAACUUGGAAGGGCUUUCAGGUGUAUGUAUCCAGGUGGACAAGGAGAUUAUGCUGGAUUUCCUGGAUGUGGUUUACUUAGAUUACAUAGCACUUACCGACAUGAUCUCAAAAUCUACGCUUCUGAUGAGGGACGAGUUCAGAUGACUGCAGCAGCUUUUGCAAAGGGACUACUGGCCUUAGAGGGAGAGCUGACUCCUAUUCUUGUCCAGAUGGUAAAAAGUGCUAAUAUGAAUGGUCUGUUGGACAGUGACAGUGAUUCUUUAAGCAGCUGUCAGCAUCGUGUUAAAGCAAGACUCCAUGAAAUUCUCCAGAGAGACAGAGAAUUUACUGCUGAUGACUAUGAUAAGCUUACUCCAUCUGGAAGCAUGUCAUUGAUAAAAUCAAUGCAGGUUAUUAAAAAUCCUGUAAAGACAUGUGACAAGGUCUAUUCCUUGAUCCAGAGCUUGACUUCGCAGAUCAGGCAAAGAAUGGAAGAUCCAAAGUCUGCAGAUAUUCAGCUGUACCACAGUGAAACACUAGAACUGAUGCUGCGCAGGUGGGCCAAGCUGGAAAAAGACUUUAAAACAAAAAAUGGAAGAUAUGAUAUUAGCAAAAUUCCCGAUAUUUAUGACUGUAUAAAAUAUGACGUGCAGCACAAUGGCUCCUUAAAAUUAGAAAACACAAUGGAAUUAUACAGGCUUUCAAAGGCUUUAGCUGACAUUGUGAUUCCUCAGGAAUAUGGUAUUUCUAAGGCUGAGAAACUAGAGAUUGCCAAAGGUUACUGCACUCCUCUAGUUAGAAAAAUCCGUUCUGACCUUCAGAGGACUCAAGAUGAUGAUACUGUAAAUAAGCUUCACCCUCUUUACUCCAGGGGUGUUAUGUCCCCUGAACGCCAUGUUCGUACACGGCUGUAUUUCACCAGCGAGAGUCAUGUCCACUCCCUGUUAUCCACCCUUCGUUAUGGUGCCUUAUGUGAUGAAUCAAAAGAUGAACAAUGGAAACGAGCUAUGGAUUAUUUAAAUGUUGUCAAUGAACUCAAUUACAUGACACAGAUUGUUAUCAUGCUUUACGAGGAUCCAAACAAGGAACUUUCUUCAGAAGAACGUUUUCAUGUAGAGCUGCACUUUAGUCCAGGAGCCAAAGGUUGUGAGGAAGAUAAAAAUUUACCAGCUGGGUAUGGAUACAGACCUGCCUCCAGAGAGAAUGAAGGCUCAAAGAAAACCUCUCAUAGAAAUGAUAGUGAUGAGGAGGCACACGCUCCUAAAAGAGAUGAAGCAGACCGGUCAGUAGUGAUGUUCAAGCCAAUGGUAUCAGACCCAAUUCACAUACACAGAAAGUCACCCCUUCCAAGAUCCAGGAAGAUUGGUUCUGUUGAAGAAGAGAGCCCCCUGAGUGUGUCUAGCCCAGAGUGUAUUGGUACCUGGCUGCAUUACACCAGUGGUGUGGGUACUGGGCGUCGAAGACGCAGAUCAGGGGAACAAAUCACUUCUUCCCCUGUCUCCCCUAAAUCAUUGGCUUUCACAUCCAGUAUUUUUGGCUCAUGGCAACAGGUCUUAUCAGAAAGCAAUAGUAACUUACGAACACCAAGAACUAUUCUGGAACAAAAGCAGAGUGGUCUAGGGUCUCACUGUGCGGGCCUGUUUAGCACCUCAGUGCUCGGGGGUUCUUCAAGUGCACCUAACCUACAGGAUUAUGCUCGUACUCAUCGUAAAAAGCUGACUUCUUCUGGCUUCAUAGAUGACACCACACGCGGUUCUGCUGUUAAAAGGUUUUCUAUCUCAUUUGCUCGACACCCAACCAAUGGUUUUGAACUGUAUUCCAUGGUGCCUUCUAUUUGCCCUUUGGAAACUCUACACAACUCCUUGUCUCUGAAGCAGGUGGAUGAAUUUCUUGCCUCUGUUGCUGCUCCAUCGAGGGAAAAUCUACAGGAGACAUCUUCUCCAGCUUACAUGAUUCCACUGCCAGGAAGAAAAAUUUCUUUAAAUACAUACACCCCUGCAAAAAUUCAACCAACACCACUUGAAACUUUGCCUGAAAGGCUAGCAAUAGAGAAACCAACCUUAUCUACCCGUGGAUCUUCUGUUUGUGUAUCUAAUGUUAAGCUAUCUCUUGAAGAGGUCUCACUAGAUGUCGAACUUAGUGGGGAAACACUUUCUGAGAAGAAGUGAAGUUGAUCAGACAAAACUGGAAGCAACUUAAACAAUUCUUUAGUGUGUGUGUUCAACAAAAUUACUGAGCUUUCAAAAGCCAUUCAUGUCUGCAGCUCAUAGUGCACUUAAUCUUUAGUUCAUACAUGGUUCACUAGUGCGCACGCUACAUAUUUAGGUCAAAUGUCUUUUCUCAUUUUGUAAAACAUUUCAGGAAAUAUAUUUAUCAGUUAGAUGAACUGCACACCUUUAAUGGAAAAGCUGCACAUGAACCUUUUCAGUGUCUUCAAAUAUUUACUGUAAACUUGUACAAAAAGAAAGUACCAGUGCAGUGGUAUGUUUUACAGUGACUCUGUUGAUGUCGCUGUAAUGAAGGCAUUGUCUGUUGUUAACAUAAACUUCUAUUUUCAGGAGUUUAUAAUCUCCCUGUGAAUUUCUUUUGUGGGCUGAAAUGUUACACACAUCUUGGCUAGAAGCUUUUUUUUAAUUUAACUACAUUUCCAAAGAGAUCUCUUUUGCCUGGUUUUGAAGAUAAGCAGAUAUUUUCUGCAUUUGAAUUACUUUAUAUCAUAUAUGCUGCAAUAAUUAGGCAUGAUGGAGUGAGUUAAUGUAUUGUCACUUUUGACUGUCCUUAUUUUUAUUCUGUGUUUACAUCAGACCUGUAACAUUCAAAUACAUCUUCUCUUUUGUUGUUUAGUAUACAUGCUUGUAUACGGGUACCUGUACAUCACCCAGUGGAUAAAACUGUGUUUUAUAUGCUUUUAUCAAAACCUUCUUUUGUUUACUAAAAAGACAGUUUUAUUUGCUUUGCCAUAAGUUUCUACAAAAACGUGAUAUUAAAAAGCAGGUUUUUGUAAAAAGAGAAAUGGUUACAGCUGGUCUGCUAGUAAGUUUAUCGUAAAAGUUGUAAAUAUUCCAUCUAUGCUUUAUUAUCAUCCCUUCAGAGCAGAGAGAGACUAUGGUCUACCACAACAGUGCUUACUAUUGCAAAAUACUCAGGACUCAUCAUGGCCUGGGAAUUUUCAUAUCUCUCUCCUUCCAGUCUAGGUCCUCGACAGCAACUCUCAUUAAAAAAAAAAAAAACAAACCAACCAACAAACCCAACAACCAUUAAAGAUUUUACAAGAGCUGUGAGAAGCAUUAGUAAAUCAGUGGAACUUUGAGUUAUUGGGUUAUGUAGAGUAAUCAUCCAGUCUCAGAAGUUCUUGUGAUUUUAUCUGUGGCAUGGAACAUUAUUGAAUUGUUAUAAUUAUCCCAAAUGUAUGAAAAUAUAGUCCACUUUUGUAAGUUCAAGUGGCUGAUAUUAAUAACAGACUUCAUAAACUACAAGUUAGAUAAUUCCUUUCACAUUUAAGUUGCAGAAGACAUAACUUCUGAGUAAUAUUUUUAAGUAGGGCUCUUACUUGUCUCCAGAGCCAGUGCAACUAUAAUUACAUUCACUUUGCCAUGGGGUCUGUUUUCAGUGUUUAUCACACAUGAAAUGGCUUCAGCAGACUAAUUCUAAAAAUGCUGGUUAAAUACCAAAAAUAUGAAGGGUUUCACAGCUAUAUACUUAAAACAUUUCAUUUUCUGUAGUAUAAUUGUGUUAUUGACAAUGUUGGUCUUGCACACAACUGAAUGUACACUUGUUUACUGUUUUAAAAAAUACUGUUAAAAUUCAAGUAUGCGUAUCAUUCCAGUCAACCAAAGCUGUGGCAUAACUUUUUUUUAUGUGCUCCUAAAUAAAAACAAGGUCACUGGCAACUUCUCUCCAUUCUGUUUUCCUUUAAGAGUAUAUG
Molecule: messenger RNA, 5818 nt
Organism: Haliaeetus leucocephalus (bald eagle)
Lineage: Eukaryota; Metazoa; Chordata; Aves; Accipitriformes; Accipitridae
Gene: PPIP5K2
Product: diphosphoinositol pentakisphosphate kinase 2
Exons: 30
Coding region: 312-4061 (1249 amino acids)
Biological process (GO): inositol phosphate biosynthetic process; inositol metabolic process
Cellular component (GO): cytosol
Molecular function (GO): 5-diphosphoinositol pentakisphosphate 1-kinase activity; inositol hexakisphosphate kinase activity; diphosphoinositol pentakisphosphate kinase activity
Source: RefSeq, a predicted model, not a curated record